Messenger RNA from Effrenium voratum, 3213 nucleotides. The record is from the annotation of a GenBank genome assembly. Lineage: Eukaryota; Dinophyceae; Suessiales; Symbiodiniaceae.
AUGAUUCGCAACAGGCUUUCCAAUUGCUUCGAUCCCCGGCUUCGGCCUACCCGUGCUGGCCACCAAUCCAUCCAAUCCAUUCGCGGCUCGCUCGCCUGCUGGCAGGCAGAGACAUCCAUCACCAUCGACGACGUCACCCACGUGAUUGACUCCUGCCAUGUGAAGGAGACCCGCUUUUCCCCGCAGAGUUCCACGAGCGUGUUCUCCACGGUCUGGGUGAGCCAGGCCGCCGCCAAGCAGCGCGCGGGCCGCGCCGGGCGCACACGCCCAGGUGUGUGCUGGCGGCUUUGCCGGCCGGACUUUUUCGAGAAGGAUCUGCCCAAGUACACGCUUUGCGAGAUGCAGCGCACCCCCUUGGAGGAGCUGGUGCUGCAACUGCGGCUGCUGGAGCUGGGGGAUCACCCUGGAGACUUCCUGCGAAGGGCCCCUGAGCCGCCCGCACUCGAGGCAGUAGACCGGGCGAUUCGGGCCCUAGUGGCCAUCGGCGCGCUGGAGCACUCCAUGGCGUUGACACCCUUGGGCUUCCACCUGGCACAUAUGCCGGUGGACGUGCGCAUCGGCAAAAUGCUCAUCUACGGGUCCCUUUGCAAGUGCCUGGCGCCGAUUCUGACCAUCGCCGCAUGCCUGUCGCAGAGAUCGCCCUUCAUUCGCAGCUUCAACCGCUCCAAGGAGGAGCAGCAGGUCUCAGAGCGCAAGGCGGCCUGGGGGGACUUGAACAGCGACCAGCUUGCGGCGGCCAAGGCCUACGACAAGUACCAGGAGCCAAAGAGCCAGGGCGACCGGGAGAGCGCGUGGUACGUCUGCGACCGAUUUGGCUUGUCCUCAUCGGUGUUAGAUGAUGUGGCGCAAUUGCGCCAGCAGUUCCUCCGACACCUCGCUGAGACGGGCUUUGCGGAAGCGUCGGGGGAGGACGGCGGAGAGAAGGUGAACGUGUAUCGGAAGGAUCUUUCGCUGGUGCGUUGCGUGCUCUGCGCCGGACUCUUUCCCAACGUGGCGCAAGUGCAGCGCCAGAGCAACGCGCGCGGCACGUACUCCAUCUUCGUGAGCCGGCAGCAGGAACGUUGCGCUCCACACCCCUCGAGCUUGAACUUCAAGCAGGGGAGCGAAUUCGCUGCCAACCACGGGUGGCUGCUCUUUCACGACAAGGUGAAGACGUCGCAGGUCUACCUCCACGACACCACCCUGGUAGGCUCCUUGCCCAUCCUCCUCUUCGGUGGGGAGCUGAAGAUUCUGCCUAAGGAGCGGAAUAAGGUGACGGUGGAUGGCAUGGUCUUUGAAGCAAAGGACGAAAAGGCGGCCGUACUCUUCAAGGAGUUGCGAAGGGAGCUGGAUCGUCUUCUGCUACUGAAAGUCGCGAACCCCUUGGAAGACCUGUCAACGACCGCGGAGCCGCUGUUGCUUUCUGUCACCAAGCUGCUCCAGUGGGAAGACCGGGGCUCCAGCGGGAAAAAGAUACCGCCUCAGGCAACUCACUUUACCCCGACCGCGAUGGGAAGCGUAGUGUUGCCGGUGCUUGCCGGCAUUUUGCUCGCGGAGUGCAGCAAGUUUGAGGAUGCCCCGGCAAGAGCCAGCUCAGUGCUGCAGACCUCACACCAGGUAGCGACCACUCAAGGCUGCAAGAGCUCGGAGGUCUUGUGCGCUGGCAGCUUCUACCCGGUCUUCCCUUGGGACUACGCCUGCUUCCCCCUCUCCGAGGGUUGCCCGGUGGCCUGCGGCACCGGGGAGGUGGUCUGCACCACGCCGCAGAUGUGCGAGAACUGCAGCGCCGUGAAGUACUGCUCCAAGCAGCCCUGCCCGGUGGUUUGUAGCUACCAGGAGCUGCUCUGCGAAGGCGAGAGUUCGGCCCUGAGCUGCGCUCCCCUGGCGGAGGGCUGCCCGGUGGGCUGCGCGCAGACAGACUAUCAGUGCCGCACGCCGGCCAAGUGCCCGGGCUGCGCCGCGGUGAACUGGUGCUCCUCCGGGCCCUGCCCUGCCCUUUGCGAGGACCACGAGGUGUCCUGCCCCGGGCACAAUGGCAGCCAUGGCAACAGCAGCUUUUGCGUGCCCAGCAGCCGGGGCUGUCCCGCCGAGUGUAAGGACCACGAGUACCACUGCCACCGCCCGAGCAAGAAGGGCGAGGCGGGUCUCAACUUUUGCUCGCCCAUUCCUUGCGCACCGAGCUGCAACAAGACGACGGAGGUGGUGUGCGGCUCCAGCAACGGCGCGGAGUUCUGCAUGCCGAAGGCGCAUGGCUGCCCGGUGAACUGCACGAAGCCGCUGCACACAUGCUACUCACCUCCCCCGUGCGAGAACUGCACUGGCAUCAACUGGUGCUCCAAGGAGGAAUGCCCCGCCCUCUGCAACGAGGGCGAAAUCUCCUGUACCAGUCACAACGGCACCAACCUCUGCGUGAACAGAUCCCAGGGCUGCCCCGCGUCCUGCCAUGCCAAAGAGGAGAAGCCUUGCCAUUGGCCGCCGCAGCCGCCCAACUUCCAGGGGAUGAAUUGGUGCUCCUUGGAGCCCUGCCCCGCUGCGUGCAACGAGACAGAGCUGGCCUGCACCAAGGAGGAUGGGACCGGCGUUUGCGUGGCCAAGGCUGAGGGUUGCCCGGUGCACUGCCACGACGGGGAGUUCACCUGCCAUCAGCCGCCGCCGCACGUCGAGGGCUACGGCAGCAAUUGGUGCUCCACCGCCCCCUGCGCGCCCAACUGCACCAAAGAGGAGGUGGCCUGCGGGAACGACGAGAAGGUGUACAGCUGCCACAAGAAGUCGGAGGGCUGCCCGGUGAAGUGCAGCCACCACGAGCAUGAAUGCCAAAGUGCUGCGAACUGCACCGACUGUGUGGCAGUGAACUGGUGCUCCACUGAUCCGUGCCCCAGCACCUGCAAGGCUGACGAGGUCAGCUGCCCUCAUGGCAACAGCACCCUAUGCCGCCCGAAAGCUGAUGGCUGCCCUGCGCAUUGCGAGAAGGAGCAGAACUCAUGCUUCACGCCCCCCGCCUGUGAAGGCUGUGUGGGCAUGCACUGGUGCUCCGAUCACCUCUGCCCCGUAGUGUGCAACUCCACGGAGAUGGGCUGCCUGGCGGAGAACGGCACGGAGUUCUGCGUGGCCACCGCCGAGGGCUGCCCCGUGAGCUGCCGAGAGGAGGAGUAUGUGUGCCAUCUGGCACCCGAGUGCAGCGACUGUGUGGGGACGAACUGGUGUUCGCAGAGCCCGUGCGCGACCACGAUGUGA